Molecule: messenger RNA, 3530 nt
Organism: Urocitellus parryii (Arctic ground squirrel)
Lineage: Eukaryota; Metazoa; Chordata; Mammalia; Rodentia; Sciuridae
Gene: Nek10
Product: NIMA related kinase 10
Biological process (GO): protein phosphorylation; regulation of cell cycle G2/M phase transition; positive regulation of MAP kinase activity
Molecular function (GO): protein serine/threonine kinase activity; ATP binding
Source: RefSeq, a predicted model, not a curated record
AUGCCUGAUCCAGACAAAAAGGUGAAGACCACAGAAAAGUCAACUGAUAAAAAACAGCAAGGAGUCGCCAGCAGGGACUAUUCAGAUCUUAAAAGACUCCGGUGCCUUUUGAACGUUCAAUCAAGCAAACAACAGCUUCCAGCCAUUAACUUUGAUAGUGCCCAAAAUAGCAUGACGAAGUCUGACCCCGCCAUCAAGGCGGGUGGACACAGAGCUCGAGGUCAGUGGCACGAGUCCACAGAAGCUGUUGAACUUGAAAAUUUUAGUAUAAACUACAAGAAUGAAAGGAAUUUCAGCAAACAUCCCCAGCAUGUGUUAUUUCAGGAGAUCUUUACAGCCUUGGUGAAAAAUAGACUCAUAUGCAGAGAGUGGGUUAAUCGAGCCCCAUCUAUUCAUUUUCUGAGAGUGUUAAUUUGUCUGAGGCUACUAAUGAGGGAUCCAUGUUAUCAGGAAAUACUCCAUAACCUGGGUGGGACUGAAAACCUAGCUCAGUACAUGGAGAUGGUUGCGAACCAGUAUCUGGGCUACGGAGAAGAGCAGCACAGUGUGGACAAGCUGGUCAACAUGACGUAUAUUUUUCAAAAACUCGCAGCCGUCAAAGAUCAAAGAGAAUGGGUCACCACAAGYGGAGCUCACAAGACAUUAGUAAAUUUACUUGGUGCCCGGGACACUAAUGUCCUACUGGGUGCCCUUCUGGCCCUGGCAAGCUUAGCAGAAAGUCCAGAAUGUAGGGAGAAGAUAAGUGAACUCAACGUUGUUGAAAACCUAUUGAUGAUCUUGCAUGAAUAUGACUUGCUUUCCAAAAGACUAACUGCAGAGUUACUGCGCCUCCUUUGUGCCGAACCCCAGGUGAAGGARCAGGUGAAGCUCUAUGAGGGGAUACCUGUUCUCCUCAGUCUGCUCCACUCUGACCACCUGAAGCUACUCUGGAGCGUUGUCUGGAUUCUGGUCCAGGUCUGUGAAGACCCCGAGACCAGUGUGGAAAUUCGCAUCUGGGGAGGCAUCAAGCAGCUUCUUCAUAUUUUACGAGGAGACAGAAAUUUUGUUUCUGAUCGUUCCUCCAUUGGGAGCCUGUCUAGUGCAAAUGCCGCCGGCCGAAUCCAGCAGCUUCACCUGUCAGAAGAUUUGAGUCCUAGGGAAAUACAAGAAAAUACUUUCUCUCUUCAAGCAGCCUGCUGUGCUGCCCUCACUGAGCUGGCCCUCRAUGACACCAACGCCCACCAGGUGGUCCAGGAAAAUGGUGUUUAUACAAUAGCAAAAUUAAUUUUACCAAAUAAGCAAAAGAAUGCAGCAAAAACUAAUCUGUUACAGUGUUAUGCUUUCAGAGCCUUGAGGUUUCUCUUCAGUAUGGAAAGAAACAGACCACUCUUUAAAAGACUUUUCCCCACCGACUUGUUUGAGAUGUUCAUUGACAUAGGACAUUAUGUUCGUGACAUCAGUGCUUACGGAGAAUUGGUAUCCAAGUUGAAUUUAUUAGUGGAGGAUGAACUGAAGCAAAUAGCUGAAAAUAUUGAGAGCAUUAAUCAAAACAAAGCUCCUUCGAAAUACAUAGGCAACUAUGCAAUUUUGGAUCAUCUUGGAAGUGGAGCCUUUGGCUGUGUGUACAAGGUUAGAAAACGUAGUGGUCAAAAUCUUUUAGCAAUGAAAGAGGUCAAUUUACAUAACCCGGCAUUUGGAAAGGAUAAAAAAGAUAGAGACAGCAGCGUAAAGAAUAUUGUUUCUGAAUUAACAAUAAUUAAAGAGCAGCUUUAUCAUCCCAAUAUUGUACGUUAUUACAAAACAUUUCUGGAAAAUGAUAGGUUGUAUAUUGUUAUGGAACUUAUAGAAGGAGCCUCACUUGGUGAGCAUUUCAGUUCUUUGAAGGAAAAACAACACCAUUUCACCGAAGAAAGACUAUGGAAAAUAUUCAUACAGUUAUGCUUAGCUCUUCGGUACUUACACAAGGAGAAGAGGAUUGUCCAUAGAGAUCUGACACCAAAUAACAUUAUGUUGGGGGAUAAGGACAAAGUAACAGUUACUGACUUUGGCCUGGCAAAGCAAAAACAAGAAAACAGUAAGCUCACGUCCGUCGUUGGAACCAUCCUGUAUUCUUGCCCAGAGGUGCUGAAGAGCGAGCCUUACGGGGAGAAGGCUGACGUCUGGGCGGCAGGCUGCAUCCUGUAUCAGAUGGCCACCCUGAGUCCUCCCUUCUGCAGCACCAACAUGCUCUCCUUGGCUACAAAAAUAGUGGAGGCGGUAUAUGAACCAGUGCCAGAAGGCAUCUACUCUGAGAAGGUGACAGAUACCAUCAGCAGGUGCCUGACUCCCGAUGCAGAAAUCCGUCCCGACAUUGUAGAAGUCAGUUCGAUGAUAUCAGAUGUCAUGAUGAAGUAUUUAGACAACUUAUCGACAUCCCAGCUGGCCUUGGAGAAGAAACUGGAAAGGGAACGGAGGCGCACGCAGAGAUAUUUUAUGGAAGCCAACAGGAACGCGGUCACAUGUCACCAUGAGCUGGCCCUGCUAUCUCACGAAACCUUUGAGAAGGCCAGUUUGAGUAGCAGCAGCAGUGGCGCAGCCAGCCUGAAAAGUGAGCUCUCUGAAAGUGCAGACCUGCCCCCUGAAGGCUUCCAGGCCCCCUGUGGGAAGGACGAGGACAGGGCCUGUGAUGAAACCCUGUCAGAUGAUGCCUUCCACCUGGAGCAUAUUGAGAAAGAUAUAUAUUCAGAGCUGGAUGAUGAGUUGGAUGUUUCGGAUAACUCCAGCAGCUCCAGUUCGAGCCCUUGGAAAGAGUCGACCUUCAGCAUUUUAAAGAGAAGUUUUAGUGCUUCUGGGGGAGAAAGACAAUCUCAAAUGAGGGACUACAUUGGAGGAAUCGGAUCAAGACCAAGACCAGCUUUGCUGCCUCUUGACCUGCUUCUGAAAGUGCCACCCCUCAUGCUCAGGGCCCACGUUAAGGAACUAGAGGCCAAGUUAGGGACAGGGUGGCAGUCCCACAGCCUUCCUACUGUGAUUCUUCGAAAUCUCAAAGAUCAUGGGCCACAGAUGAGCACAUACUUGUGGCAAGCAUCUGCAGGAAUUGCUGUGUCCCAGAGGAAGGUGCGUCAGAUCAGUGAUCCCAUCCAGCAAAUACUAAUCCAGCUGCACAAAGUCAUCUAUAUCACACAGCUUCCUCCGGCUUUGCACCACAAUUUGAAAAGAAGAGUUAUAGAGAGAUUCAAGAAAUCCCUCUUCAGCCAGCAGAGUAACCCUUGUAAUUUGAAAUCUGAAAUUAAAAAGUUAUCUCAGGGAUCUCCAGAACCAAUCGAGCCAAACUUCUUUACUGCAGAUUACCAUUUAUUACGUCAUUCAUUGGGUGGAAACAGCCUGUCCUCAAAUGACCUGACAGGUCCACCCACCAGCUCUGAUUUGGAGGAAGGAAUAACGUAUGAGCAGAUGCAGAGUGUGAUUGAAGAAGUCCUAGAGGAAAGUGGCUAUUACAAUUUUGCAUCUAACAGGUAUCACUCCUAUCCAUGGGGGACGAAGAAUCACCCAACCAAAAGAUGAAAAUGUUG